CCACUGGCGGAUUAGAAAACAUUCCAUCCGCGGAGGAAGUCGGUCGGGACUUUCAAACAUGAAGUAAAAACUUUAGAAGAAAGUCAUUUGACUGCGGGACCAGUCUUGGCUCCUGCCGAGGACUCCGCCUGAGGAUAAGAUGUGUUUUAUGACAUGAAGAAGUGCUUCUGUAGUUGUGUCGCUGUCAGAGGAUGGCAGGUAUUUUUACGUAUUUGGAGGAUUUGAAGCGGGGGCUGAAGGUUGACGUCCUGCGGGAAGCCGGCCGUCAGUACCCGCUCUCCUGCUUCCUGCUACUGUCCAUGGUGUUUCUCACGGUGCUGCUCAACAGGUAUAUCCACAUCCUGAUGGUCUUCUGGUCGCUCCUGGCUGGUCUCAUCACUUUUUAUUGCUCCCUUGGACCAGAGUCUCUUCUUCCAAACAUCUUUUUUACUGUAAAGCCGAGGAACAAACGGCAGGAGCAGGAGUUGUUUCCUCUGGGCCACAGCUGCGCUGUCUGUGGGAAGGUCAAGUGCAAACGUCAUCGGCCGACUCUGCUCCUCGAAAACUAUCAGCCAUGGUUGGACCUGAAGGUUCAUUCAAAAGUGGAUGCUUCAAUAGCAGAGGUGUUUGAGUUAGUUCUCGAGAACUUUGUGUACCCCUGGUACAGGGACAUCACGGAUGAUGAGGCGUGUUUAGAUGAAGUUAGAAUGACCUUUCGCUUCUUCGCAUCAGUGCUUGUUCGCCGAGCUCAGAAGGUUGAUAUCACGACUGUGUUUGCAGACAAAGUGAUGAAGGCUGCAAUGAAGCACAUCGAAAUUAUUGCAAAAGCUCGAGAAAAAGUGAAUAAUGUGGAGGGUCUACAGCAGGCAGCCCUGGAUGAAUACGGCGCUGACCUUCACAUCGCUUUGCACAGCCGAAAAGACGAGCUGCUCUACCUGAGGAAGCUGACUGAGAUGCUGUUUUCAUAUGUGAUGCCACCCAAAGCGACAGACUGCAGGUCUCUGGCUCUGCUGCUGCGGGAGGUGAUGGCUGGAUCUGUUAUCCUACCAACCUUGGACUUCAUGGCUGACCCUGAUACUGUGAACCUCAUGGUGCUCAUAUUUGUUGAUGACACCCCGCCAGAACCAGCCACAGAGCCUCCAUCUGCUCUGGUUCCGUUUUUACAGAAAUAUGCAGACGUCAGCAACAAGAAGCAGUCUGUGCUGAAGUUGGAGCUGAAGGAAAUCAGGGAGCAGCAGGAUUUACUGUUUCGUUUCAUGAACUUUCUAAAGCAGGAAGGAGCCGUACAUGUGCUGCAGUUCUGCCUCGCUGUUGAGGAGUUUAAUGAUAAGAUCCUGAGUCCAGAGCUGCGUGACGCUGAGCUGCAGCGUUUACAUGGUGAAGUGCUGCACAUCUACGAGACCUACUGCCUGGACGAAAGCAUCGACAAGAUCAGCUUUGACCCGUUCAUCGUGGAGGAGAUUAGGAACAUCGCUAAAGGUCCGUACACUGGUGUGGUGAAGCUGCAGACGAUGCGAUGUCUGUUUGAGGCGUAUGAACACGUCCUGUCUUUGCUGGAGAGAGUUUUCACACCGAUGUUCUGUCACAGCGACGAAUACUUCAGACACCUGCUGAGGGGAGCAGAGUCUCCUACAAGAAACUCAAGAAUCAACAGAAAUAGCUUCAUUUUGGAAGAAAAUCGAAACCUGUCGAAACGAGGAGAGUCGUUCGGUAUCAGCAGAAUCGGCAGCAAAAUCAAAGGUGUGUUCAAGAGCCAGACUAUGGAAGGAGCCAUGCUGCCACCCAGCGCCAUGAACGACAUGGAUGAUGAUGUGGUGGAAGAGGCGACUGUGGUGAUGGAGGACGACACUCCCGAUGAGCCAGCCAGCACACCGGGCUCUCAUAGGAACCUGUCGGCUUGGAGCAUCGAAAUUCCCUUCAUUGACUUCUACAAUGAUUUGGCCAAAAAGGAGAAGAUUCCCGUUUUCUGCAUCGAUGUGGAACGCAACGACAGGAAGGACGUUGGUCAUGAAACUGAGAAGUGGUCAGUCUACAGAAGAUACUUGGAGUUCUAUGUACUAGAAUCAAAACUCACUGAAUUUCACGGCACAUUUGCAGAUGCACAGCUUCCAUCCAAAAGAAUUAUCGGACCAAAGAAUUUCGAGUUCCUUGCAUCAAAAAGGGAAGAAUUUGAGGAAUAUUUACAGAGACUACUGCAGCAUCCAGAGCUCAGUAACAGUCAGCUGCUGGCAGACUUCCUGUCUCCUCACAGCAUGGAGUCUCAGUUUCUGGACAGGAUGCUGCCUGAUGUCAACCUGGGGAAAAUUUUCAAGUCUGUUCCAGGAAAGCUGAUUAAAGAGAGAGGACAGAACCUGGAGCCUUUCAUCCAGUCCUUCUUCAACUCAUGCGAGUCGCCGAAACCAAAACCCAGCCGACCCGAGCUGACCAUCCUCAGCCCUACAGCAGAGAACAACAAGAAGCUCUUCAACGGUCUGUUCAAGAACAACGCUAACUUGUCGGGGGGUCCAGAGAUUAAACAAAACAGCAACUACUUCAUGGAAAUGGUCACUGUUGACGGCAUGUAUGACUACAUGAUGUAUGUUGGCCGGGUGGUGUUCUGCAUGCCAGAGUGGCUGCAUCACAUCUUGGCCGCUGGAAGGAUCCUAUUCAAGAGCACAUUUGAAGCCUACAUGGACCAGUACAUGCAGUCAAAACUGGAGCAGAUUCUCCAGGAGCACCGCAUGGUUUCCCUCAUCACCCAGCUCAGAGACGCCGUUUUCUGUGAGAACAGCGAGGAGCGAACAGCAGAGGACAAACAAGUCAGAGCGAAGCAGACGUUUGAGGAGAUGAUGAAAUAUUUACCAGACUUCGUAGGAAAAUGUAUCGGUGAGGAGGCAAAAUACGAAGGCAUCCAGCUCCUCUUCGAUGGUUUGCAGCAGCCGCUCCUCAACAAGCAGAUGACGUACGUCCUGCUGGACAUCGCUGUACAGGAGCUGUUUCCUGAACUCAGCAAGCAUGGAGUGAGGGAGACGAUCAUCGUGUGAACCAGAAGAUAAGCCAGACACUGUUUCAACAUCAUGACCAACAGAAGUGCAAUAUUCUCAAACUAUUUCCAAAAGCUCUGGGACAGUCGCUGCAUUCCAGUGUUUAUUAAUGCACUAAUAAAGAGAUAUAUUUAUUGAUGUCACUACA
Molecule: messenger RNA, 3150 nt
Organism: Acanthochromis polyacanthus (spiny chromis)
Lineage: Eukaryota; Metazoa; Chordata; Actinopteri; Pomacentridae
Gene: snx14
Product: sorting nexin 14
Exons: 30
Coding region: 192-3002 (936 amino acids)
Biological process (GO): autophagosome maturation
Cellular component (GO): late endosome
Molecular function (GO): phosphatidylinositol-3,5-bisphosphate binding
Source: RefSeq, a predicted model, not a curated record